AUGCGGGGUGCGUGUAUACUCGCGCACUAUGCGCGCACACUCACCGACGCCGGUGGCGAGCACGAGGCUGGUGGACUCGAUGCCGGCGGGGUGCGUGUAUACUCUCGCGCACUAUGCGCGCACACUCACCGACGCCGGUGGCGAGCACGAGGCUGGUGGACUCGAUGCCGGCGGGGUGCGUGUAUACUCGCGCACUGUGCGCACACAUUCACCGAGGCCGGUGGCGAGCACGGGGCUGGUGGACUCGAUGAUGGCGGGGUGCGUGUAUACUCGCGCACUAUGCGCGCACACUCACCGACGCCGGUGGCGAGCACGGGGCUGGUGGACUCGAUGCCGGCGGGGUGCGUGCAUACUCGCGCACUAUGCGCGCACUCACCGAGGCCGGUGGCGAGCACGAGGCUGGUGGACUCGAUGCUGGCGGGGUGCGUGUAUAUACUCGCGCACUGUGCGCACACAUUCACCGAGGCCGGUGGCGAGCACGGGACUGGUGGACUCGAUGAUGGCGGGGUGCGUGUAUACUCGCGCACUAUGCGCGCACACGCUGCGAUGCGAUUCACCGAGGCCGGUGGCGAGCACGGGGCUGGUAGACUCGAUGACAGCGGGGUGCGUGUAUAA
Molecule: messenger RNA, 615 nt
Organism: Parnassius apollo (apollo)
Lineage: Eukaryota; Metazoa; Arthropoda; Insecta; Lepidoptera; Papilionidae
Source: the annotation of a GenBank genome assembly